Myzus persicae (green peach aphid) is the source of this 2109-nucleotide messenger RNA. RefSeq names its product lactase-phlorizin hydrolase-like. Gene Ontology annotation, molecular function: beta-glucosidase activity. Bases 168 to 1685 code for a protein of 505 amino acids. The record is from RefSeq and is a predicted model, not a curated record. Lineage: Eukaryota; Metazoa; Arthropoda; Insecta; Hemiptera; Aphididae. The transcript has 12 exons. Gene Ontology annotation, biological process: carbohydrate metabolic process.
UAUUAUUAUUUGGUGCAUUGUAAUGUUAAAGUAAAUGUUUGAUCUCAUAGUAUGUUAAUAUUACUCGAGCAGUAAUAUUGUAAAUAUACUAAUAUACUCUAAGUAACAUAUGAUUAUUUUAAAUAUUUUAGUUUACCAAAUUUAAGUCUUUCUACAAUCUAAAAAAAAUGGCUAGUGAGGAAGUAAUCCAGUUUCCUGAGCAUUUUCUGUUUGGAACCGGAUCUGGUGCGUACCAAAUUGAAGGUGGAUGGAAACAAGAUGGCAAGACUCCUAGUAUCUGGGAUCAUUAUUUUCACACUAAACAAAUCGUAGUCGCCAAUCCAAAAGUUGUCCACUCGGCUCCCAAGAAGAAAUAUAGUAGUUUUCACAGAGGCACAGAUAUUCACGAAAAUGAUCCAUCUCGUGGUUUCUCACUUGUCGAUGGAGAUAUUGCUUGUGAUUCGUAUAAUAAGCUUGAUGAAGAUAUUAAAAACUUGUGCGAUCUUGGAGUUAAUACCUACCGGUUUUCCAUAAGUUGGCCAAGAGUUUUGCCAUAUGCCGAUGACCGAGUCGAAAAUCAAGCUGGAAUUAAUUAUUACAAAUCGUUAAUUCAAAAACUGUUGGAAAACAAUAUUACACCAGUGGUAACAAUGUACCACUGGGAUCUACCGAACAUUCUCCAGGACCUUGGUGGAUGGUCGAACCCAAACAUUAUUAGAUAUUUCGAAAACUACGCCAAUUUCCUUUUCAGAACGUUUGGCAAAGACGUAAAACUGUGGACUACAAUUAAUGAACCCAGAUUCGUAGCUCUUGCUUAUGGUAAUGAGAACAUUGCACCUAGUGUUGGCGAAAUAUUCAACGGCAUCGCCGACUACAUGGCCAUUCGUAAUGCAUUGCUUGCCCACGCAGCAGUUUACAAGCUGUACAAGAAUAAGUACUUUGAAGAACAGCAGGGUGAGAUCAGUUUGUGCUUAGACACGGCGGCGUAUUUUCCGAUAAAUCCAGAUUCAGAGGAGGAUAAAUUAUGUGUGUCAAAAUCGUACAAUUUUUCGCUUGGAGUAUUCACUCAACCAUUGAAAGACGGCACAUUUCCGCAAUCGAUGUUAGAAGCGAUCGCUAAAACAGACGAAUGCGAAAAUAUAUCUUUAAAACGUAUCUUUGAUUUCACCGAGACCGAAAAACAAGAUCUCAUAGGGUCAUAUGAUUUUAUUGCUUUCAAUUAUUAUGAUUCAUACAAGGUGAGACCAAUGACCGAAGAUGAAUACGCGGAUGAGAAAUAUUUACUGAAUAAAGAUUUGGGAGUAUUCUCUAUCCCGAAUGCAGAAAACAUGGAGGAUACCUUCAAAGGAUUCACUCAGGUGGUUGAUUGGCUUGUGGAAAACUUAGACAAUCCGAAACUGUUUGUUACUGAAAACGGCAUUUUCGAGAAACCAAAUGUAGAUGAAAGUGAAAAAAAAAUCAAAUAUCAUCGUGGUAUUUUGACGGAACUUCACAAAGCGUUACAGAAAGGUGUUGUUAUUAAAGGGUAUUGUGUCUGGUCAUUCAUGGAUUCGUUGGAAUGGAUAAGUGGAUAUUUCAAGAAAAUGUUUGGUAUAUAUUGCGUGGACUUCAACGACCCAAAUAGACCCCGUACCAAAAAGCCAUCGUUUGAGUUCUUCCAAACAGUGUUUACAACAAAAGUCUUACCACCUAUCGAAUCCAAUUAAUAUCACUAUGGAAAAACGGUUUAUAUUGGGAUUAAAUGAUUUUCAAAACUUAAAAAUGUUUAAAUUUAGAUUUAUUUUAAUUGAAAUUAUGGCUGAGGUCGAAAGUAUAAUAUUAUAAUAUAAAGUAGAAUUUAUUAUUGGGCUUUCGUUGAAAUUAUGACAGAACAUUUUUGGCUAAAAUCGAUAAACUUCAUUAUAUAUUGUACAUUUAUACUUCGAAAUUUUCAGGUAUAACUAAAAAAUACAAAAUAUUUACUGUAGCUACUAAAUAUGUCUCUUAUAAUCAAUAAAAUUGAAUUAUACUUUUUUUCUUGUAAUAAUUUUGCAAGUCAAAUAUUUUGUCAUCUCUCGUCUCUCAAAAUAUUAAUAUUUACUUUUAUUAUAAUUAUAAAAAUGUAAGAUAAUAUUUUAAUAUUUUAUUAAU